Molecule: messenger RNA, 801 nt
Organism: Fusarium oxysporum Fo47
Lineage: Eukaryota; Fungi; Ascomycota; Sordariomycetes; Hypocreales; Nectriaceae
Exons: 1
Coding region: 1-801 (266 amino acids)
Source: RefSeq, a predicted model, not a curated record
AUGGCUGCCAAUGCCGAACCCUCAACGCAAGCAGCGCCAAAUAUGACGCCCGAGUACGAGGUCAAGCUUCUGCUCAAACCCACCGCUGUCCUCGGCCCAGAUAAGGAGCUUAAGAGCACCGUCCUAUCGACCUUCGAUAUGCCUCCAAGCGUCACUAAGCAGAGUAUUCAGUUUCUCGACACGGACAGCAAGGACAUCUAUACCGCCGGCUGGAGCGCACGCAUCCGCAAGACUGAGAACGACGAUGGUUUGGAGCUGACGUAUAAGAAGCGGUAUGCCAUCAUGGGCGGUGACAUCGACGCCGCGCUCACCACGGCUAAUAACGAUGGUUUCGACGCCGGUGACGUGAAGUACGAGGCGCAAGUCGAAUGGGGCUAUCAGAAGCAGACGCUCUCUAUCAGCCGCAAGAAGAAGGUGGCAGAGUCUACGAACAGCGAGAUGGAUCUGCCGGGGGAGUCAAACUCGCGUGCAAUGUUAAUUGACGAAGCACCUGAUAAGUUCGAUGACUGGCAAGGCAACAACUGGGGCACUAGCAUGUUGAAAGAGUCGCGUAUAUUUGGGCCGGUCCGCGCCAAGCGCUCCGUUGGCAAGUGGGAGGGGAUGCGGCUCUACAUCGAGGUUUGGCCUAUUGGCCAACGCGCGAGCACUGAAAUCGAGUACCUCGUCGAGGCAUCGUUCAAGACUGAGAGCCGCAUGACAGCCUCGGCAAAGCACGACAGCUUUAUCUCCUUCCUGCAGGACAAGGGUUGGUUUCUCUGCAAGGACUCACUAAAGACGCAGCUCAUCAUGGAUCGUUAUUAA